AUGGCCGGCCUUCUCGACAUGGACACGCCUGUGGUGCUCACUAACGCUGCUCCUUCUAACGAGGACGUCAGCGCUGUCUCCGCCUUCGUCUCCAGCCUCAAUGUUAACGAGACCAACUCUGGCCCCGCGGUGCCUGUGGGGGGAGAUGCGUCAGGACUAGCGCAUAUCCUGGGCAUUGGGACGGCCAACCCGGACAGGAAGGUCACACAAGCGGAAUUUCAUGAGAAGUUUGUCACAACGCUGCCGUUCCCGGAUAAGAAGACCGAGGACCUGUCCAAGCGAAUCAUUGAGAACUGUGGCAUCAAGACGCGCCACCUGGUGCACGACAGCGACAUCUUCAACACCUACGACUCCAUCGCCGCCUUCGGUUCGCCCUCCCUCGACACGCGGCUCAAGCUCUGGCUCGAGCCGGCUGUUGCCCUGGGCAAGGCGGCCAGUGAGAGGGCCAUCAGCGACUGGGGAGGUGACCGCAAGGACAUCACGCACGUCAUCACCUUCUCCACCUCCGGCAUUCACUGCCCUGGCUUGGACAUGUGUCUGAUCAAGCAGAUGGGGCUCCCCCAGUCCACGAAGCACCUGUACGUGAGCUACAUGGGGUGCCAUGCAGGCGUCAUCGGGCUGCGCACUGCUGCUGAGAUCGCUGCAGGGGACCCGUCGCACCGCGUGCUCGUGGUGGCGGUGGAGGUCAACUCGGUCAACGCUCAGUCGCUCAAUCCAGACAACCUCAUCAACAACAUCAUCGUCGACUGCAUCUUUGCUGACGGCGCUGGUGCGUUCAUCCUGGGUGCGAAGCCUCGAGAGGGCGAGAAGGCGGUGUUUGAGGUGCACAGGCACGGCACCACGUACAUCCCGGACAGCGAGGAUGUGAUCACAGCCAACGUGGUGUGCCAUGGGCUCGACGUGGGGCUCAAGAAGAACCUCCCCGAGCUGGUGGGGAACAACGUGAACCCCUUUGUGCGCAGCCUGGUGGGCAACCUGAGCUACAGUGACAUGCUGUGGGCCGUGCACCCGGGCGGCAAGUCCAUUGUGGACAUGACUCAGCGGGGGUGCGGGCUCAAGUCCAAGCAGGUCCAAGUCAGCAGGGAUAUUCUGCGGGAGUAUGCGAACAUGGCAUCAUGCACCAUCAUGUUUGUACUAGAUAAAGUGCGACGUGAUAACCGCCAAAAGGAGGGUGACAAGUGGACGCUGGCGCUGGCCUUUGGCCCUGGAGUGUCAGUGGAGGGUACACUCCUGCGACUGGUUGACCCUAGGACUGAGUAG
Closterium sp. NIES-65 is the source of this 1260-nucleotide messenger RNA. The record is from the annotation of a GenBank genome assembly. NCBI's taxonomy places the organism in Eukaryota, Viridiplantae, Streptophyta, Zygnematophyceae, Desmidiales, Closteriaceae.